AAUUUUGAACGUGUACCUUAGAAAAUAACCCACAAUUUUUCUAAUCCACAUUUUUAAUUACCGUCCUUGAACAAUAAACAAUCUCUAGGGAGAAGUUGUUAAAUUUCUAAACAUAACUCCAUAAUAUGUAUGUUCAAUGGCGAAAGAAUAGAAUUUGUUGCGCACAAAAUGACAUCGGGAUCAACAUGUUGAAUAUUUCCAAACCACCCUCCCUCCCCCCUGGUAAAAUGUCAAAAGGCAAGGGCAAAAGUUUGGCUAAUUUCAUUAAAAUUCUAACAGUGCCUUUUCUCUGCCCAUCCACCCCAAAUCAAAUGAAAAAUAAUUAUUUACAAAACUUUUCGAACAAUUACAUAUUUAAUGUAUUCUGAAUUCUAUAAAAGCAAAAGGAUGUUGGGGCAAAUGUUUCAGUUAGCAGCGUAUUUUCAACAAUGGAAAUUCCAAAUAUUACAACGGUAUUGCCACAACAAGUUCAGGAGGACGAACAAGAACCCUCUACAAGCAGCAAUAAAACGCUUAAAUCUAGUCAUGCAAAUAAAUCUGAUACGAAUGACGAUUCUUCCGUUCAAACACGCCAUGGUUUGCGUUUCCUGUUCAUUGGUUUUCGUUUACUUGGCGUUUAUUUUCCCAAACGUGGCAGAUUUUUGUAUUUUUUGUGGUCCCUUUUUGUCAAUCUCUAUGCGACCAUAUAUUUGCCCACCGGACUUGUGGUGGGCAUUAUCACACAUCGAGAUGUGGCAAUUGGCGAUAUGCUGACGUCACUGCAAGUUGCCAUUGAUGUUGUGGGAUGUGCCAUCAAAAUCGUUUUAAUGUAUUUCCUUCUGCCUCAAUUACUGCAAUGUGAUCCGGUGUUGGAACGUCUAGACAAACGUUGUACCAGUCCCGAAGAAAAAGAUCUUGUUAGACGUUUCAUCAGCCAUGGCAAUCGUUUUGUCAUCUUAUUUGGCAUGGCCUAUUGGUCUUAUGCGAGUAGUACCUGUAUCAGUGCUGUGCUAUUUCACCGAUUGCCUUAUAAUUUAUAUAAUCCCCUUCUUGAUGCCACUGCAUCGAAGGGUAGUUUUGUAUUGGGUGUUUUUGUGGAAAUGAUGCCCAUGUAUUUGGCCUGUUCCCAGCAAGUUGUAGACGACUCCUAUGCUGUUAUUUAUACACAAAUCUUGAGGACACACUUGAAGGCCUUGGUUUUUAGAUUGCAACAUUUAAAUGAUGAUCAUCGAAAUGAGAAUGGGGUGAUUAGCCCUGAGGCCGAGGAAAGAAAUAUUGAAAAUCUAAAACUGUGUAUUAUUGAUCACAAAAAUAUUAUUGAGCUCUAUACCCGCGUGGCUCCGGUAAUUUCCAUAACCCUCUUUGUACAAUUUACCAUAACUGCAAGCCUCCUGGGAGUGACCUUAAUAAACAUUUUAAUAUUUGCCACCAACACAGCCUCAAUUGUGGCCUCGUGUUUCUAUGUGCUCGCAGUGGUUGUGGAAAUAUUUCCCCUCUGCUAUUAUGCCCAGUGUCUAAUGAAUGAAAACGAUCAUUUGACGGAGGCAAUAUUUCACUCAAAUUGGAUCCAUCAAAGCAAGCGCUAUCGUCAAAUGCUAAUAUUUUUUAUGCAACGUUCCCAGAAGUCCAUCGAAUUUACAGCAGGAAAACUAUUUCCCAUUACCUUGAGUAGUUUUUUGAGUAUUGCCAAGUUCUCGUUCUCUUUGUAUACAUUGAUAAAGGAGAUGGAUAUUAAGACACAUUAUGGUUUGGACUAAUGCCACCUUUAUAGGAUAUGUUUUUAGAAACUUGGUUUGAAUUCAUCUUAUAAAGAUUUUUAACGAAAUAAUAACAAAACAUAUAU
Musca domestica (house fly) is the source of this 1822-nucleotide messenger RNA. RefSeq names its product odorant receptor 42b-like. Gene Ontology annotation, cellular component: plasma membrane. The record is from RefSeq and is a predicted model, not a curated record. NCBI's taxonomy places the organism in Eukaryota, Metazoa, Arthropoda, Insecta, Diptera, Muscidae. Gene Ontology annotation, biological process: sensory perception of smell; detection of chemical stimulus involved in sensory perception of smell. The transcript is spliced from 4 exons. Gene Ontology annotation, molecular function: odorant binding; olfactory receptor activity. The coding region runs from base 429 to 1736 and encodes 435 amino acids.